This is a messenger RNA of Magallana angulata, 4553 nucleotides long. Its product is annotated as transcriptional coactivator YAP1-A-like. Gene Ontology annotation, biological process: positive regulation of transcription by RNA polymerase II; hippo signaling. The transcript has 10 exons. Gene Ontology annotation, molecular function: protein binding; transcription coactivator activity. The record is from RefSeq and is a predicted model, not a curated record. The coding region runs from base 329 to 1729 and encodes 466 amino acids. Gene Ontology annotation, cellular component: cytoplasm; nucleus. Lineage: Eukaryota; Metazoa; Mollusca; Bivalvia; Ostreida; Ostreidae.
GCGUUCGGUUCUUAUGAGACACUCCUUAUAUGGAAGAAUGUAGGCGGGGCUUCAAUACUGUCCCGUUUGAAGAUUUCAGCUUAUUCGGAGACACAGAUUCAUCAAAAAGAGAGCUAUUUUGUCCUGCGCAAUGCAAAUUUUCGUGUGUUUAUUGUGAUGAGGCUUGGCUAAAUUUUUCGUUCAACUCGUAAUGGUGUCCUCCAUUCUUUGAAAGUUCAAAGGAAGUUCAAGAUUUCGCCACAAUUUUCGUUUAUGAUAGGAUCUAUGAGCAGCCAAAAACUCUUCUGACCUUUCGUUUGAGCGUGUGUUGUAUUUUUGGAUCGUCAAAAUGUCGCAGGACAUGCAAGAACGGAAAGGUACACAGGUAGUGCAUGUGAGGGAAAACAGUGGAAAUGAACUUGAAGCACUUUUUCAAUACGCAGCUAACCCAAACUCCGAACUCGGGGGACAAAUUCCCUUCCGUCAAAGAAAAUUACCCGAGUCGUUUUUUCAUGAGCCAAAAUCUUCCCGACCUGGUCAUAUGAAACAAGGUAGCAAUGACUCGACAGGUUUUCCUGGACAAAUGAACCCCGGCAUGGGGGCUCACAUGAGGGCACACUCCUCGCCCGCCACCCUACAACAAAGUCUUUCGGCGGUCCCUCAGCCUCCCAGCCACGCCAGACAGCGCUCUUGUGAUGCCCUGUUGGAUCCCAUAGAAAGUGAACCCCUUCCCCCAGGUUGGGAAAUGGCGAAAACUCAAGAUGGACAAAGAUAUUAUUUGAAUACAUCAGAAAAGAAUUUAUAUAAGAUAGACAAAGGCAAAGAAAUGUUAUUGCCAAUGGACAAUGAAGGUCACUUAACCCAGAUCACCACCUGGCAAGACCCCAGGAAAGGCAGCUCUAACGCCCUCAACAGUCGCACACCGCCCAACUCCCAGUCCCCCAACGUGUCUCUCCAGAACCUGGGACCCCUCCCACACGGGUGGGAACAAGCCUCCACCCCCGAGGGGGAUAUCUACUUCAUCAACCACAUAGAACGCACCACGAGUUGGUACGACCCACGCAUACCUGAACAACUUCAGCAGUUACGACUCAGCACCUCCCAACCCCAAAGUGUUCAACAACAGGUGCAGAGACAGAUGAACGCGCGGAUGGGACAACCCCCUCCCGUGCAACCCCCGGUCAACCGAAUGGGUGCGAAAUCUCCAGCCUCAGUUCAGUUCUCAAAAAUUCAGAUGGAGAAAGAAUUACUGCGCAAGAGGCAAGAAGACCUACAGCAUCAGGAAAUGUUACUGAGAGCGCAGAUGCAGCAGCAGCAGAUACACGAUAACCCGCCAACUUCUCAAGGCAUUGUGAUAUCCCAGUCUAUGGAGAUGACAACGGUGGCCGACCCAUUCCUGGGGCAGUCCAACGUGUCAGCCAAUCACAUCAAGCAGGAGAGUUCCGACAGUGGCGUCGGAGGUAUGGGUACGGGGACUCCAUAUGGCCUCUCUCGAACUCCUGAAGAUUUCCUAAGUAACGUCAGCGAAAUGGAACAAGAUGGAGGAGGACACAGACACAGUGAAUUCAAUAAUAUGGACAUUGGGAACAUUGGAGGGAAUGAAGAGAAUAGCAACAUGGACAGUGAAGAUCUGGUCCCCAGUUUGCAGGAAGACAUCAGUAAUGAACUGUUGAAUGAUAUGGAAAGUGUGUUAAACGUCAAUAAACUGGAUAAUAUUCUGGCUGGGGACAAUUCACUUACUUGGCUGUGAAAUCGAAACAAACUCCAUAUUCCAUGUUGCAUCUCUGAAUCCUCUGUCACAUGACACAAGGUCAUGUGACCUCCAGUAGCAGUGUAAGAGGACUCUUAUGUACUGCCAAACCAAUGUUGAACUGUCUUAGUGAAAGCGUUAUUAUUUUUUCAAUAGAAAAAAAAUUUUUGUUAGAAUAUCAGGGAAAAUGAGAAAGAGAAAUAAAAGAGUUAUAUUUUGUACUCCUUUCAUCUUUAUCAAUAUUCAUUGACCAUGUACUCACAUUCUAUUGUUUGUGUUCCAUGCCAUUUUUUUUUCGAUGCCAGUGUGUAUUGAUUUAUAGAUAUUUUUUUAAUGACAAUAGUGCAAAGACAUACACCAGUAGAACUGCAGUGUUUAAUAGAUCAGUAUUGUUCUACAUGAACGAUAAAAUACUAGUAACCAGAAGUUCGAUCAAGGUAUUUUUUAUAUAUAUCACAAAAUUUAAGCAGGUAGAAUAUUGCUUGAACAAAUUUUGAAAAUCAAAAUAAUCAAACUACAACCAAAGAGUCUGUUCUGAAUGUCAUGGCAUAUGUAAAUAUUUGUGAAAUUAUUUUGUUUGAAUAGCAUUGUCAAAUAUUUAUCAUUGUUACUAUGUAAAAGAAAGAGUUUGUUGAAAUAUCAUUACUGUAAUUUUUGUCCCUUUUAUUUAGUAGGUAUUUGCACGGAGAAAAAACUAUUUAAUUGGUCUAUGCACCCUAUAUUUAAGAAAUUUUUAACCGAGUUAUUAUUAGUUUAUGGCGUUAGCUUAUUGGCUACCAAUGUGAUAAAUAACUGUUGUAAACAAUUUUUGGGUUGAUCCUUUGUAUAUAUAUAUAAAUAACUUCGACUGUCUUUCUGUAUGAAGGGCUAUAUAGUGUUUAUUUACAUUUUAUGAUAUAUCAUUGUUUUUGGAAUGAAAUUUUUGUUUUGUUUAUUUUCAGUAUUUCAUUCAUUAUUUUAACAAUGGUAUUUUUACAUAGUUUUUAUAAAAAUUUUAGCUGAAUAGGUAAAAAAAAAAAACCCUUAAAUUUUUGGUCCUGCAUCCUGCCAAAUACAAAAAAAGAAAGAGAAAGAAAGAAACUUGAUUUGCACAUAGAGUUACCAGUACCUAUAUGCUUUUCAUGUUAUAUAUUAUAUGUUUGAUGUUUUUGUAAUAUGUGACAGUUGUGGAAAUUAUGGCAGCGAUAAAGGUGAACAAAUUGAUAUUAUUUCAUUUAAUUGUCAUGAAAACGGACAACUAGAUACAUCUGCUAUAGUUCUGUGAAGAAAUGGUUUGAACAUGAUUACUGAAACUGGAGAUUUGACUCCCUUUCUGCUGUUCUUUUUGCCUUAAUAUGCAUGUGAUAUUUGAUUUGUCCCUGUGAUAGUUCCGAACGCAUUACAAAACAGUCUGUCCUGAAGUAUCAUCCAAUAACUUUUCAUUUUGCACAAUGUCAUGAACAUAGAUUUUUAAUCAAUAUUAUGAGAUACGAGUGCUGUUUUCUUUUCGAGGUUGUACAAAUUACUAUUUUAUUGUCAUGCCGUGAUGCUUAGCGUAUGCAAUAAGGGAUAUCCUUGGACAUAAAGGCAUUUUUUGAGGGACCUUUCCUAUCUGACCAUGGUUGGAUAGGAGUUGAGUAAAGUGAGAAAAAUAAGUCUUGGACAGAAAGGCAUUUCAACCAAUUGGAGAAAUAGACUUUGAAUAAUUAUGUUCCAGAAUUGGAACCAAGGAAGAUAGUCUGGUGAAGGAUUAUGGUUGGUUAAUGUUUAUUAAUUUUUUGUACUGUAGAAGAGGCAGAAAGGUAAUCGAGCUCCAAGAUGUAUUUUGCGGGGCAAGAUCUUUUUUACACCAAUUGUUCAUGAGCAUUGUAGAUCUCUCAUUGCCUAGUGUUCUAAGUGGAGCAUUUUGUCAUUCAUUUUAUUUUUCGUUGUUGCCUAUAUUUCUGACAAUUGUGAGAGGUCACUGACGAAUGAACCUUGUCCACUAGGGUGACAAAAUUUAUAACCUUUAAAUAUUAUACUUCCAUGUUGUGUCUGUUGAGCUGUUUUUGUCAAAUUUUAUUUUGGUACACACAUUUUGAUAAAUACCAUGUUCUUUGGACAAUUUUUUUUUGUACACGGUAUAAGGCAGAGCCACGAACAUACAUUCCAAUGUCCUUAUCAUUUGUAUGCUGAAAAAAUUCAUGCCUAAAAUUGCAUUUCUCUCCUCUCAGGCUUGUAUUGAAGGAAAGUAUUUGGUGUCCGCCAAGCCCAAGUUUUAACAUGUCAUUGCAUCAAAGUGGUGAUUUUUUUUUAUACUCAAAAUGGUACGUGUCUUGGGAGAACAAUAUUUAGAUUUAUGAAUAUUGAUGUAUGCAAAAGUGCAAAAUAAAGUUUUAUAUGUACCAUUAUAUAUAUAUAAAAUAGAUUUUUGCGCAUUUAUAUUAACAUGCAGUUGAAAGUGCUACAAGUAUAAAAUGAUUAUUUAUGAUGUUAUUUUUAUGACAAUUCAAACAAAUGCAAUGAUAGGCUUCACUUUGUUAAUUACCCAUUUAUUGACUCUGUGGAGAGCUGAGCCUGUUUUAUGAUCAUAGUUUAUCUUAUAUAUAGCAUAUUCUUUACCAUAAUGUUUUCUUUUGUAUUAAAAAAAAAUAAUAUCAUUCUUCAUGUAUAGCGAAUCUUUAUAGAAUAACAUAUGAAGAUCUCAAGAAGCAAAGUAAAUGAAGUGUAACAGUGGUUUUAUAUAUGUAUCUGGUGAGACUGACAUUGAAUUCACUGAUUAUAAAGAAUGGCCCCGAAAGGAAAGGUCAUUUACAUUUGUAGAUAAAAUAUAUGAAAAAAGCAAUAAAAAUUGUAUAAAAUAAAA